UUCUCGCAUCCAUUGACUUUUAUUCAUGAAAGUGGAUUUUAAAGUUCAGUUUUUCUAGCUGAAAUACUUCACUAAGAGGAUUCAUUCGUUCGUGUUUGUUGAAUUUAACUCUACCAAGCAUAUUGGUAAAGACAAAAGUAUGUUUUGUAAAAUGUAACGGGCUAAAAAGUAAUGGAAAUGGUCGCCGUGCCGACGACAUACGAUCAAGUGAAUCGUGUGAACAAGCAAAAUAUUGCGGCCCACAGAGUAUUGACACAUGUUGUUGAAGGCUUUAUAAUACAAGAAAGUAACGUCCCUUUUACGGCUGAUGAUGAUGAUGACGAUGAUGAUCCUCUUCGUAAUGCAAACCAYGAUCACAAUGGUGAUAUCGACAUGGAAAUCGGAAUUGAAGCAGAUGGUGAAGUUCACAGCCCUGGCAGUCCUCUAAGCAAUGACGAAAGCAAUGAUGUCUUCUAUGACUCUAACUACCCCCCUGGUUACUGUGAACAGUGUGGAACUGCUACAGAAGUUCACCAUCAGCGUGGUCCAAGGCGCUUCUGCUCUACCUCAUGCGCUAGACGGUACAGUGUGAGCUGCUCAAGRAAGAUGAUGGCAUUUCAUGCUCGUAUGAAGAGUCCAACUAGUCGACAGAUGUCAAGUUCAAGUUGUUCAAGRACUGGGAUACCAAGCUAUAGAAAGUCCUUUCAUUCCUCAACAAAAGGAAGUUUGGAUCACCCAUUUGAGUCGUCUAUGGUUAAUGCAUCUGUACAAGUCAACGAAUUUGAUAAUGCACCUUGUAUGUAUUUUGAUUGGUCGAGAGGAGAAAUAGAGCCUCUUUGGAUAUAUGAACACAUAGAGGAAGCAAAAUGGAACGUAAAGCAGGUUUCAGAGUAUAUAAGAGGUCUGCCAGGCUGUGAGGAGUACGCCGAUGCUUUUGUAAGCGAAGAGAUUGAUGGACAGGCGUUGAUGCUUCUCAAGGAGGAACACAUGGUCGUCGCACUGAAAAUGAAGCUUGGUCCAGCGCUCAAAGUCGUAGCCAAAGUAAAUGCGAUGAAAAGAGAAGCGUACAAGAAGCUCACGGCCGAGUAGAUUUUUAACUCUUGAAUAUGUCACUAAAAUGUAUCCAUGUAAAUGUAGAUAUACUUGUUUUAACUAUA
This is a messenger RNA of Exaiptasia diaphana, 1136 nucleotides long. RefSeq names its product polyhomeotic-like protein 2. The record is from RefSeq and is a predicted model, not a curated record. The coding region runs from base 172 to 1068 and encodes 298 amino acids. Lineage: Eukaryota; Metazoa; Cnidaria; Anthozoa; Actiniaria; Aiptasiidae. Gene Ontology annotation, molecular function: protein binding. The transcript has 6 exons. Gene Ontology annotation, cellular component: PRC1 complex.